Molecule: messenger RNA, 594 nt
Organism: Insectozyma verbasci
Lineage: Eukaryota; Fungi; Ascomycota; Pichiomycetes; Serinales; Debaryomycetaceae
Source: the annotation of a GenBank genome assembly
AUGAAUGAAAGUCCUAGAAAUCCAAUAUUGCAAAUUAAUACUACUUCAACAAAUGACUCAGAUAAUAUAGCCACUUCAAUAUCUUCAUCUUCAUCAAUUGAGUCAGCUAAUACAAAAUUAGGUACUAAAACACCCGGCGGAAAUCCAAGAAUAUAUAAGUGUACACUUUGUGAACGUGCAUUUACGAGAGAAGAACAUCUAACUAGACACACAUUAUCAACUCAUAAUAAAUUGAAACCAUUCAAAUGUGGAAUAUGUAAUCGACCAUUUUCAAGAAGAGAUUUGUUAUUAAGACAUGCAAAGAAUUUACAUAAUGGAAGUGAGUUAGCAGUAAAUAGGAUAAGGAAAAGCUAUAAACAUCAAAAGGAGAAACAGAAACAAAGUGAAUCAGAUGAUAGUGACUCGAGUAUAGAAGAUUAUAAAACAAACUCAAGUGGUAGUAAUUAUAAAACAGAACCUGCUAUUAAUACAAAUACUACUUCACCUAAUGGUAACAAAAAUGUUAAUGUUACAAGUGUUGUAGUUGAUGAUGACGAUUAUGAAACACCAGAAAAAAAAAGAUUAAAAAUGUCAGUUAACAUGUUAGUAAGUUAA